Messenger RNA from Amoebophrya sp. A120, 2042 nucleotides. NCBI's taxonomy places the organism in Eukaryota, Dinophyceae, Syndiniales, Amoebophryaceae. The record is from the annotation of a GenBank genome assembly.
UAUCGCGUUUGUAGUCUUCGCGACUCACUACCCUCACAAGAAGCAAAAAAGGACGUACAGUCUUGUCAAGAACGGCUAGGAGUACUAGAACUACGCGCAAAAGCAAAUACUAACUCACAACCUUAACCCAAAUCUAAAACUAAAAAGACACAAGAAGCUGGUCAAAAAUAACCAGAUCGCUUCUAAUACAGUUAUACCAAGUCCAAGUGUUAAAGAAACACACCAGGCGCAAAUAAAUAAAAACGGACCAACAUCAAAGCAAAAGACCGCACGGCGUCAAGCGGAUCCGUCUUUGACAUGGGAAUCGAAAUGAAGAACAAGCUCCGCCUCGUCCUCGGGGCGGGCUUCGCCGCCGGCGCGUACGGGAUCAAGCAAGCGUGCAAGUGCAAGUACGCGGGAGGCACCUUGCCGGCAACCACGUACAACAACUUCCCCACCACGAACCCGGGACAGCACAACUCCUCCGCGGCGAUCUCGCUCUACGGUAAUUGUUUCCAACGAAAUGGAGCGGCUUGAGAAUGCUUCCGUCCAUUCUCUAUAUUAAUUUGAGGCCAUUUUUUUUUUACAAUUUCAUUGAUUUUACCAGCAUGCCCCGAGGACCAUAGUUCCGAUCGGUUGUACGUACUCACUCCAGCAUCUGCUGCUUACCCUAGACAACUAAAUCAGACAUUGAUCUGCAGCUCUUCACAUCAUGAUCAGGUACUGCGUGCGCAGCGUGGGACAGCUUGCCCGAUACCCCGUACUACGAUGCGAACGCGACGAACUUCACGGGGUCGGAGAACUGGGUGGCGCAGCCGUGGUGCUUUGUGGACCCCUCCUGCGACUCCGCGAUCGCUUCGUCCGCGUUUUCCGGCUCGGGGGAAUACUAUUCGUACGAGACGUGCGGCACCUUGAACUGCUGGGCGGCGGCGAACAGCCCGAUGUCCGCGGGCUGUCCGGUGGACAUCACCGGCACGGGCAGCGGCAAGGUCGACAAGGCGGGCUCUUGUGCCUGCCUCGGCGGGGCCUACUACAACAGCACCACCUCUACUCUGGAGACGUUCCCAACCAUGGCGAGCCGGGUGAACACCACCUCGAACCUGAUGUACGGAACCACGUGUGCCGCCUGGGAUUUCGUGGCCGGUAUACUUGUUUUUACUCUCGUCCACGACCACCCAUUCCGCUCUUCUUGUUGUGGUCCACCAGCGUGGUCUCUCUAGUAAGUACUUGAAAUAUCGUCCUGAGUAAAAGACCUGAUGAGAAAGUCUGAAAAAGAAGGACAACGCUGCGAAAAGUUAGUAGUGCGAUCUGCCUGCGAUCAAGAUCAUGUAGCCGUUGCUGUGAGCAGCAGCACGGCAGAAAAGAAGAAAGUUUUUUUUUUGCGAAAAAAUAUGAAAACAACUUCAGGAACCCCGUACAUCGGCUCGUGCCCUACUUCUGGCAAGGAUUUCUGUCAUUCCGACAACAGCUGGUGUCAGGUAUAGCAUAAGCAGAAUAACUCAUACUGUUUCUAGUUCUAUCUAGUGAUGAUCUGGUUCUUGCGUUGUUGUAACGACUAAAUCUUCUUGUUGUUGGAUUGUUGUUGCCUGUCACGUCGGGGUUUGGAUGUCAAAUCGAAAUCGUGUAUGCAAGUAUGUAAAUGUUGUUAAACAUCAAAUAGCAGUAGCUGCGCGAUAUAAUAAAAACACACUGUCAAUAAAUACAAACAAAUCAGACUCCGUGGUGUUACGUCGACAGCAGCUGCCCGAGUGCAGUGCAGUCUGAUUUCAGCACCGACGUGUACUAUUCGUACAACACGUGCUAUCCAAGAAAAAAACAUUGUAGGUGUAACUUUUAUUUUGGCGGAAUAGCAUUACAAGUUUGUCUGGCAUGACAGCAAAAACCUGUCAUGCGCAGAUAGUACGUGAAAACGCCCUUUAAUGGACCCCACGAUGCAUGCCAAGCAUGACAGACGCAAUCACUUUGCAUGUUGCGCAUCACAAAUUGACACUAACAGCGUUUUUUUCUUGGAAUUCGGGGAAUUGAACACUAACAGCGUUGGUCGGAUUCGGGGAAUUGAAUAA